GGAGGGAUGAGUAAAUACAGUAGAGUGGGAAGCAGUCAGGCUUGGCAUCCACAAGGCAGCUGUGAGUAUAUCAGCAAACAGCCUUUCAGUCUCCUACUAGUGGGCACAGUUGGAUAAAGGAUCAGUUCUUGGAAUCUACAAACUGACGUGUAUUUUAAAAAGACGUGGGCAGUGAUUUCCAUUUCCCCAUGUGCUUCCGUGCAAAUGUCCACAGGAGGAGUAGCUGAUAGCUGCUAUAACGUGUGUGUACUGUAGUGGAGGUCUCCGUAAAGCCUGCUCUAGGCUAGGAGUCAUUCAAGCCCGCAUCAGGAACGUAUCACCUUCGGAGCCACCAGCGCCCGGCUGGAGAGCAUCGGAUGAUCUGCAGACAAAUCAGCUUGUUCUGCCACACCAGCUGGGUCCUAGCCUGACCCAGAUCACACGCCCAGGCUACAGUUUGUACGCUGGUGGUGCUAGCUCUGCCUGCUCGGGCCAGCCUGGUGCCAGGCUGCAGUCUCCCAGUGAUUUGUGGAGUGGCAUGUGUGCUGCACAUGUCAGCUGGUGAGGUUACCACUGGGGCCACAUCAGUCAAGCCCAGUUAUGCUGUGAUGUGUAAGGAAGGGAGUGGGCUGUAUAUAGGACUGGACUGAACUGUUUUCAACUGCAACACGUGUGGCCAUGCCUUCCUUAUGUCAUGUCCCAGGACUCCUUCUACUACCCAUGCACUGAGCAAAAGGAUUGACUUCUGACUGUCAUUUAAAUGAGAUUUUAAAAUUUGGACUUUUGAUUGAAAUGCUAUCUCUAUGUUUUGAUGUGUAGUAGAGAUAUCUGACAGUGAUAUCCCAAGGCUUAGUGCAGAAGGAAGAGGCAGUGCCAAUGUGGCGGUGAUAUCGUGCCGACGGAUUUAACAAGACGACGCCUCGAACCGAGUUUCCGAGGGAAUAAUUUCAGCUUCGGGAGGAGAGAACAGUCUCCUUUUUUUCUUUUUUUAACAUCUGAGCAGAAUUUUCUAUUUUUGGCCCUUUAUGGGAAAAAUGCAGAAGACAAGUCCCGCGUCUGGAUCUUGCUCAACCUCGACGGAUGUACAGGAGGAUCGCAAGCCCAUCACUCUCAUGAAACUGAUGAAUUCCCACCCUCACCGCUACCAGGGCGUCUUCUCAUUCGAGUUCACCAACAAGUUUGAGCUGAAAAGCCAAUCAGAGCCCAGCAUGCCUGACUCUCCCGACUCGAACAGCAAGUCGCAGACGAGCACGUCCCCGGGAGCGAUGCCACUGUCGAACGCCCAGGCGCAGGGGAUACGGGCAGUCCCCGCUCCCCCAGUGAACGGGAUGCACUCCCCGAGCAGCGUGAACGGAGCGCCCUCCCCGCCCAACGGCGUGAGCACGUCCUCGUCGCAGCAGCAGCUCCCGCCGGCCUGCGGGGCGCGACAGCUCAGCAAGCUGAAGCGCUUCCUCACCACGCUGCAGCAGUUCGGCUCCGACAUAUCGCCGGAGAUCGGGGAGAGAGUGCGAGGACUGGUCAUGGGACUGGUGAAUUCCCAGCUGUCUAUUGAGGAGUUUCACCAGAAGUUGCAGGAGGCCACAAACUUCCCUCUCAGACCUUUUGUCAUCCCUUUCCUAAAGGCUAACCUACCACUUCUCCAGCGAGAACUUCUCCACUGUGCCCGCAUGGCCAAGCAGACGCCAGCGCAGUACCUCAGUCAGAACGAGCACAUCCUUCUCAACACAGACACCUCCCCCGUCGACUCCUCAGACAUCAUCAUGGAUGUCAACGAGAACGGCAAGAGAAGAACCCCCGACAGCCAUUCCUACAGACCAAAAGAGAACGGCGUGGAACCGAUGGACGACCCCCGCCACCCUGCCAAACGACACUGCACGGUCAGCCCUGGCCAGCACCGCGUUUCUCCGGGCACCAGCGCCCCCCACCCCACCCUGCAUGGGCACCACCCCCUCCCCCCGCCCCACCACCAGGGGGAGGGGUACAUGAGGGACAUGCCGCACCACCCCAGGGAGUCACGGGAUCAUCGGGACCCACGGGAUCCCCGGGACAUCAGAUCUGGAUCCGGAUCAGGCCAACAAUCCAACAGAGACCACGACAGGGAGCACUUUGAGGGACGUUACCCCGUGCACCCCCGCCUCCCGUACGACCCGAGAGAGUACGAGCGGGGCAGCCACCGGAUGUACGACUCGCACCAUCCCAACGGGUCGUGGGAGGACGAGUGGAAACAUGUGGAACAGAUGCUACACUGCGUGGCCGGGAUGGUGGACAAGACGUUGAGAGCCAUCGCGUCCUUGCGACAUCGAUCCGUCCAGGAACGGGAGGAGAUGCUGAUGUGGUCGCGGCGAUGUGCCGAGGGAGCGGACCACGAGAUGAAGAAACGUGCUGGCGAGAUGAUGGCGCACACCAUUCGUCAGACUGAGGACAGGGUCAGCGAGGUCAAAAGAAGAGCAGAAAUGUACCAAGCUCAAAUGGCCAGGACCUUUCCCUUCUACAAUAGACCUCGACCAGAAGAAGCUGUGAACGAGGUGAAACGCCAGGCUGUGAUCGAGCUCCAGAAGGCUGUGGCGGCGGCAGAACAGAAGGCAAGUGAGCUUGUGGCGGCCGAGCGGGCCAAGAUGGAACGUGCUGUGGCGGACGCUCGUCGUCAGGCACAGGACGAAGCCAACCAACAGCAGGAAAGCUCCAGUGAGAAUUGCUGGAACUGCGGCCGCAAGGCGAGCGAGACGUGCAGCGGGUGCAAUGUCGCCCGUUACUGCGGCUCCUUCUGCCAGCACAAGGACUGGGAGAACCACCACCGCAUCUGCGGGACACAGGCACUGCAGCAGCAAGCUGCAGCUGGUACCGACGCAGCCGCUGCAACCACUUCCGCUACCACUCCGCCAACUGUCGCUAGUCCCGUGGAGUCCGUCAAGUCCGUCACCACCACAACGUCGCGAUCAGGUUCUCCCGUGGAGAAAGCAGAGGCCCGCUAGGCCUGCUUAUGGAAGAACAUUCAAUGUUAUGUAUUCAUACAGAGAUAUAGGAUACUACUAAGGGACAGACUUCUACAUCUACACUCAACUGUUGUAGUAAAAAAAGAGAAAGUGUUCUAAUGAACAGACUUCUACUAGUAUUGCCAACCUCGUGUUAUAUUCAUGUAUAUCAGGGAUUGCUUGAGAUGUGUCCAUUUGAACUGCUAAGCUAUAGCCAGUGCAGGGUUUGACACAGGGUUUAGAAAUGGAAGCCUAAGUGCAAGUUGUCCUGUGCUGUAUGUGACCACGUUGUACAUUACAGUACCCCUGUGUCUGAAGACUGUUCUCCAAAGUAUCAUGAUAGCUGGUUAGUGCAUAGGUCGGCCAAAGCAGAAAAGGAGAUCUAACAGUGCAGACCACUCCAUGCGAUUUUUUUUCUUGGAGUUGGUUGUUUCAAGUAAAAAACAACCAGUUUUGAGCAGUCUCGUACACUUGUGAAGUUACUGAAAAUGUGUAUAGAUGGAGUUGAGUUUUCCCAAGAAGAGAAGAGAAAAGGCCAGUGGGUAAUGCCAGACAUCGUCACCAGCAAAGCUUGUUUGACGUCCUAUUUGGACCUUAUUCAUGCACAUUUUCAGGAAAAUUCCUUGGUCAGCAUGCAGAAUUUCUGUACUCUUGUCCAACCAAAAGAGAGCAGAGAAGAAAGAACUGAAGGCAGUGUGGGCUGAGAUGACUAAACCCUCCACUUGGUCCCAUUUCUGUUGUGUGUGGCAGUUGCACAGCUCACAUGACACAAGCUAGAGUUGUAGUAGCGAUGACAAUCCUUAGUUUCUCAUAAAAAAUUGCCAGCCACAUUCUAUCAAUGUCUGCCGUAUAUAGACAAGCAUUCUUCUCACAGGCUACAGUAUAUCUCACUGGCUAUAGUUUUCAACAGUCACCUGAUAUUUUAGAUAAAGAAGUCUUAAGAAGUCAUUGUCAAGUGCAGUAUCGAUUGUUGUGAUCUCAACAAUAUCAUGUCUUGAGAUAAAGAACUACUAGAAUAAGGUUGCUCUGCACAUACGAGUUCGUUUGUCUGUAAGUGUACCUUCAAAAGAGUAUGUUCACGGCACCACCUAGUUCAGAAUGCUUUGACAGAAUUUCUGUGGGAAUGCGCUAAAAGUACUGUGUUCUUCUCAUCUUGGCACCUUGUUUCAUAUGGCCUAUUUGUCACAGUACUUUUGACUUAAAACUUACCCGAUAAUAGUGUUAUUUUGGUGCUGUUAACCAUUCACUGGACCAAACUUUGUGGAAAGCACCCCCUGUAUAAAUGUAAACUGUGUAUUCUUAGGGCACAACAAGCUCAAACCUAGUGUUGAGCGAAGUACAUAAUACUUAUUUAUCCCACUGUAUGUACAUAUAUUACAACUAUUUUCUUUAUUUGUGUCUACUGCAGAAGAGUAAUAUAUAUUUAACAGUUUCUCCGGUGCUUGGAGGGUUAAGAUGGCAAUGUGUGAGGUUUAAUGAUUGUGGUCUCUGCAAUAACAUAAGAGUCGUUAGUUGAGUGUACCGCUAACACCAGUAUGUACUUAAUACUGACAUCAUUGGAAUCAAUGCUCAAGUGUAAUAUGUUUUAGGAUGAUGAAAUCUCCUUCUUUGUGAACAUGUAUUGUGUUCAGAUGUAUGUUGCAGUUGUCUAUGGUGUUACUUUGUCGACUGAGACAUAGGAAAUUAUUGUGACUAAUUCUUGCAGUUGCACGGCUAAAGGCGUUUCAGGAUGUACAGAUUUUACUGACUGAUUUUCACCCUUUAAAACUGAAUUCGAUGUCUCUGCAUCGUGCAAGAUGUACUGUAGUAGCAGACGUGGUACAGAUAAUUAUGGAAAAGUUCCACUGUUCCAGCACAAGUAGGAUAGGUUGGACCGACAAAGAAUUGAGCGGCCACCUGGUUCUGGUAGUGUAAUGAGACUUAUACAUGACCUUUGACUCAAGAGAGUUUGUGUCCACUGUGUAGAAGGGUCAGAGUUUAAAGGUUAUGACUUGCCAAGUGUGACACUAUGUUGAUAGUUUCUGCCAUUGGAUGUGAUACAUGUGCUCGUGAGUGCUUGUGGAAAGAGUUCUCCUGCUUCUGUCUAUAGAUAUCAUACUCUAUGGAUCUCUGUUGUUCUCUCUUCAUCACAGACUACAUACAAGGCUCUGUGUGAUUGAACCAAGUCCUGUCAAAGAUGUCGUACAAGUAGCUGUGCUAAUCAGGAACUGUUGAACUGUUGCCAGAUAUCCAUUGUUGAUACUAAAAAUUUUACAAAGAGCUGCCUUUAUAUGACAUAAUUCCCAGUGGAGUUAAAAAAAGUAGCAGACGUCGAUGUCGUCAGUUCUCGACUAGGGAGGAGGAAUGGUUUUGACGGGAACAAAAUUGAGUAGUAGAAAAAUCGCGAAACUUUGUUUAGUGUCGUAGAAGCUGUGCUAGUGGUAGUGUUGGUUGAUUACUGCUGGUCCAGUGGUUUACCAGAUCUUUCUACAGUGUAGGCAGCAAUACAGUAUGCAGACAAAAAAUGGUCUGUCCUAAAACAUUUCCUCACACAGAAUCACCAUUUAGUCAUUGGCGUGAGUACAUGUAGUGUGUAUUUCAUAUUACAUUUCCAUACAUACUCAAGACAGUGCUAGUUUGUGUUGGAGAUCUGAAAUCACACUUGUUUGAUAUCAAGAGAAACGUUUUUUCGCCUCGCUUACUGUUCCCUCCCAGUCACUUGACCAUAAAGGAGCAUUUCCAACUUUGUAUGUGUAUGUGUAUAAUAUAUAAUAGAAGUGAAGAGAAAACAUUGCCAAAUUUCUGUACAAUUGCACAAGCACAUAAGGUAAAAAGAGCCUGUGUAUCCGUAGUAGUUGGAGAUGUAGUCAUGAAGCUGUACAUGUAAAUGUCACGAUGUAUGUAAUUAUUGUUAUUUUUCAAUAAAACAGCAUGAAAGCAA
This is a messenger RNA of Branchiostoma floridae (Florida lancelet), 5871 nucleotides long. Its product is annotated as protein CBFA2T1-like. Gene Ontology annotation, cellular component: nucleus. The transcript is spliced from 12 exons. The record is from RefSeq and is a predicted model, not a curated record. Gene Ontology annotation, molecular function: transcription corepressor activity. The coding region runs from base 1005 to 2951 and encodes 648 amino acids. Gene Ontology annotation, biological process: negative regulation of DNA-templated transcription; DNA-templated transcription. Lineage: Eukaryota; Metazoa; Chordata; Leptocardii; Amphioxiformes; Branchiostomatidae.